Molecule: messenger RNA, 849 nt
Organism: Aspergillus ochraceoroseus IBT 24754
Lineage: Eukaryota; Fungi; Ascomycota; Eurotiomycetes; Eurotiales; Aspergillaceae
Product: U4/U6-U5 snRNP complex subunit SNU23
Exons: 1
Coding region: 48-698 (216 amino acids)
Biological process (GO): mRNA splicing, via spliceosome
Cellular component (GO): spliceosomal complex; U4/U6 x U5 tri-snRNP complex
Molecular function (GO): zinc ion binding; nucleic acid binding
Source: RefSeq, a predicted model, not a curated record
UUUUUUUUUUUUUUUUACCAUCUGUGGAUUUAUUUCUUACCGUCAUCAUGUCUGGAAAACAAUCCGCCUACGGUACUCCGUCCUCGGACACCUCCGUUCACAAAACUUGGAAUCGCGAAGAAUACGCCAAAAAGGCCGCAGAUGAGGAUGCCAGACGCAAAGAAGAAGGAAAGGCUCGCUACGAGGCGAAACUGCUCGGCAAGAAAUGGCAUGCCCCUGUCGACUACAGCUCUCUCGAAGCUACAACAUCCCGUAAAGCACGACUCGAUGUCGCCUCCAUGGUGGGAAAGACGACAAUUGUGUCUGCGGGCUCCGCGGUGGGCAAACGCGGUCGAGGUGCGGGCUUCUACUGCCCGGACUGCGACCUUACUUUCAAAGACAACUUGCAACUCGUGGAGCAUUUGAAUAGCAAGCAGCACUUGAUUGCCACCGGACAGAGCGGUGAAGUCACAAGGGCCACAGUGGAAGAUGUGCGGGAACGGUUGCGGAUGCUCGCUCACCAGAAACGAGUCAGAGAAGAGGAGGAGCGACGGGCCUGGCAGCUGGAUCUUGGCGAGCGACUCAAGGAAAGGGAAGAGGAAAUUGCCAGAGAACGUGAGGAGAAGCGAAGGAAGAGAAACGAGAAGCGCCGGAAAGGUGGCGAGGACGCUAUCAAACAAGAAGACAGCUGGGAAGGCCGCCUGGGAAUUAUCGCCUAGCCAAAAAUGCCCUCUUUUAUGACUUUGAUCUUCAUCAGUGGAUAUCUUGACGACCACAACCAAAUGGUCCUGUUUUACCCUAACGGUCUAUAUACCCCGGCGUUUACCAUCGCCUUUGAGUGUCUUUUUUUUUUUUUUUUUUUUUUUUUUU